Molecule: messenger RNA, 1739 nt
Organism: Poecilia reticulata (guppy)
Lineage: Eukaryota; Metazoa; Chordata; Actinopteri; Cyprinodontiformes; Poeciliidae
Gene: b3gat2
Product: beta-1,3-glucuronyltransferase 2 (glucuronosyltransferase S)
Biological process (GO): chondroitin sulfate proteoglycan biosynthetic process; carbohydrate metabolic process
Cellular component (GO): Golgi membrane
Molecular function (GO): galactosylgalactosylxylosylprotein 3-beta-glucuronosyltransferase activity
Source: RefSeq, a predicted model, not a curated record
CCUCCAGUAUCCCGGCUCCCUCUCCUCUCCUCUGCACCUGCUCCUCCCCUCCUGCCUCGCUUAUUAUCCUCUGACUCGGAUCUGCGCUCCAUCCUCGCCAAGUGAUGCUCCUCGGUGGCGCUUCAUCGAUGCACGGAGCUCCGCCGCGGUCUGGUUUCUUCCGCGGGGAAACGCUCACUGAGCGGCGGCCGAACAUGGGAAUUUGAUGGGGGGUUUUCUGAGGGAGUGAGCCGGAGGAGGGAAGGACGACGAGGAGGCGCAGAGGUCCCAUCAGAGAGCGGUGAAGGACUUGGAGCAAGAGGGGGAGGAGGAGGGAGGACUCCGGGGAAGCGGGACGCAGAGGAUGGCUUACAAGCUUCACAUAGUUUGAUCCGGAUUUCGGAGGAAAAGAAUUGAUUUCUUUUUUAUCUUGGAGUUUCUGGAUCCUUUCUGUUUGUGAUGGAGUGAUACAAAGAGCGCGCUGUAAGUUCAGAUCCGCCAUGAAAUCAGUGUUUUUCAGUCGCUUCUUCAUCCUCUUGCCCUGGGUCCUUAUUGUCAUCAUAAUGAUCGACAUCGACAGUAAAAGGGCGAUCCGGGCUCCGGCGGCUGGGCGGACCGGCAGGGCGCAGCGGAACCCCCGGGGCGGCUCACCGGGAGCCGGCGGCGCCCAGAACCAGUCAUCGCUGCCCAUCAUCUUCGCCAUCACCCCGACGUACAGCCGCCCGGUGCAGAAAGCCGAGCUGACCCGGCUGGCCCACGUCUUCCGCCAGGUGCCCCGAAUCCACUGGAUCGUCGUGGAGGACUCGACCUCCCGCACCGACCUGGUGACGCGCUUCUUGGCCCGGAGCGGCGUGCCGUACACGCACCUGCACGUGUUCACUCCCCGCAGGUUCAAGCGCGCCGGGAUGCCACGCGCCACCGAGCAGAGGAACGCGGCUCUCGCGUGGCUCCGGCAGCACCGCGGCAAGCGCGACUCCGGCGUGGUUUUCUUCGCGGAUGACGACAACACGUACAGCCUGGAGCUGUUCGAGGAGAUGCGAAGCACUCGAGGUGUUUCGGUUUGGCCUGUGGGAUUUGUGGGUGGCCGAACAUAUGAGCGCCCCCUAGUGUCCGGGGGCAAAGUGGUUGGUUGGUACACUGGCUGGAGGCCGGACAGACCCUUUGCUACUGACAUGGCAGGCUUCUCGGUGAACCUCCAGGUGAUCCUGGCCAACCCGCGGGCGCUCUUCAAGAGGCGGGGCUCCCAGCCGGGGAUGCAGGAGUCGGACUUCCUGAAGCAGAUCACCAAGGUUUCCGAGCUGGAGCCCAAGGCGAACAACUGCACACGGGUUCUGGUUUGGCACACUCGCACAGAGAAACCGCACCUCGCCAACGAGCCCAAACUCAAAAAAGACACCGUGGACAUCGAGGUGUGACGCCUUCACACCUUCAGCUUUGGAGAGAGUGACAGCAACCUGCUUUCUGCCCAGAACGGCCAGAGACGAUCCGCACAGCGGACAAAAACUCUGAGGGUCUGCAUGAUUCAUGACUCUGCCGUCCAUCUGAAUGCUGCUUUUGGGAGAACUGGACUCGUCUAAAAGGAGCUGCGACAUCCUGGACUUUUUGUUUUCGUCCAUCCACAUCCUGCUGAUGUAACAACAAAACGUAUAAAUGUGAAACAUUGUGCUGCUGAACUGAGAAGUGCCAUGUGUGUCACUUUGAUUCAUCGUGUUGUCAAACUAACUGUGGGACGGCGAUAUAAAGAGGUCAGAUGGAUAAUA